AUGACUGACUCGUUCGCGUAUACACUGCAUAGCUACGCGCAAACCACUUUUACGAUACCCAACAACGGCUCUUUCGAAUCUUACCAGCUGUAUAAAGCUCCCCGACUUCGGUACGUCUACAUUCAGCACAACUUAAAAGUGACCGGGAUCCAUAUCGCAAACUGCUCACUACAUGCUGUACCGAAGACGAUCCGGAAUGUGCCUCAUCUGACAAGUUUGAUAAUCCAGUCGUGUCGCAUACAGUAUCUGGAUCUGAACGAUAUGGUGCAUCUGUCGACCCUGCAUACCGUCGAUCUUAGUUACAACCGGAUAGUGUCCAUUGUGGAGCUUCCGUCGGCUACGAUACUACAUGUUCACAGGCUUUAUCUCACCGGCAAUAGACUCCGUCAUCUGAAUGUGAGGGUUCUGCAUGCAUUGACAAUGCUACGCUGUCUGGUUUUGGAUGGCAACCGGAUAGAGGAGAUCACACCUCCUUUAAUAAAUCCCUCGAUAGAAGAGUUUUCGAUACGGAGCAACAGGUUAAGAACGCUGAACUGCACCGACUGGCGCCUGCCGGAGUUGCGAUAUUUCUUCUGCAGCAACAACCAACUAACUUCCGCCCCGAUUGAAUGGCAAUCGAUGUGGCGGAUCGACAUGCUGGAUCUUUCGUUCAAUCGGUUGCGCAAUUUUUGGAUGGAUGAUAUCUACCUCACCCACCUCCGGGCACUCAAUCUGGCCGCUAACGAGCUGACCAAUGUAACCACCAACCAGAGACAGUUGCGGAUUCCACUCGAGAGACUGCAGCUCGGCCACAACCGGCUCACGGUGCUGGACAUUUCCCGGUGGGACAUGCCAAAUCUUUGGGAAUUGGGCGUGGGUCACAAUCAGCUUACCGAGCUCGGUGAUGUUUUUUUACGAUUUCCUAACCUGGAGACCAUGUUGAUUAUGCGUUAUAACAAUUGGUCCUGCACAUGGUUGAAACGAGUUCAUCCUGGUGAUAUACGGCGCAGAAAUUACGGUUGUCUACGUACGAACCAAAGUUGCCCUGUUGGCAGGUUGAUGGUGGCAGAGAAUGUUUGGAUUUGCUGUUGGUAA
Molecule: messenger RNA, 1074 nt
Organism: Anopheles marshallii
Lineage: Eukaryota; Metazoa; Arthropoda; Insecta; Diptera; Culicidae
Product: leucine-rich repeat-containing protein 40-like
Exons: 1
Coding region: 1-1074 (357 amino acids)
Molecular function (GO): protein binding
Source: RefSeq, a predicted model, not a curated record